Molecule: messenger RNA, 2510 nt
Organism: Hippocampus zosterae (dwarf seahorse)
Lineage: Eukaryota; Metazoa; Chordata; Actinopteri; Syngnathiformes; Syngnathidae
Gene: idua
Product: alpha-L-iduronidase
Exons: 15
Coding region: 423-2327 (634 amino acids)
Biological process (GO): carbohydrate metabolic process
Molecular function (GO): L-iduronidase activity
Source: RefSeq, a predicted model, not a curated record
UGCACUGCUAGAAAUGAUGCGGUUCUUGAUGUCUGACUGCUGAUAUUUCAAAUAUACGAUUGGUCUUAAUAGGGUGUUUCUAUACGCCACUGAGUCAGGCUUUGUGUCGAUACAUCCUUCACUGAGGUGUUCAAUCACAGUUUGUUCGCUCACUGUAAUCACAGGACAGUAGAAAAACUACAAGAGCGUCGUAGGAAAAUGACGUAAUUAUGGUCAGCUGACUUCGACAACCACUUUUCUCUGCAAACACUUUUUAUGCGAUACUUAACAUGUUCCAAAAUAGUUGGGUUUUUUGUCUCUUUUCACAGACUUAGUCGAAAGUUUGCCUUGGACAACUGAACUUUUGAAAUGCUGAUUUUCGUCAGUUAUAAUCGGGGUUUUACUUGCGCAAAUUCAUUAAGUUGCCAAGCUCCUUUGCAGAAAUGUUGACGAGAGCAUUGCUUACCUUUGCGUUCAUUGUUUUUUUCAAAGACGUUUUUUGCGAUUCUUUUGUCAUCAGUGUUGACCUUGAUAAACCGGUAGGACCUUUGAAACACUUCUGGAGAAGCACCGGUUUCUGUCCUCCUCUCCCUCACACGAAGGCGCACCAUUUUGACCUGAGCAUUGAUCAGCAACAGAACCUUGCCUACGUGGGCUCGGUCCCACAUGGAGGGAUCCAGCAGGUCCGAAUACACUGGAUGAUGGAGCUGGUCACUGCCCAAGAUUUUGGAGGACAACCCCAGUACAAUUUUACAAAGUUGGACCAGCUACUGAAUCUCUUAUGGAUUAAUGGACUCCGGCCAGGUUUUGAACUGAUGGGAAGCGUCUCAAACUACUUCACGGACUUUGAAAACAAAUCUCAAGUGUUCAAGUGGAGGAAUCUUGUUUAUUUCACAGCCAAGAGGUACAUUGAAAAAUAUGGUCUUGGAAGUGUUUCUCAGUGGAACUUUGAAACAUGGAACGAGCCCAACAACCAUGACUUUGAUAAUGUCAGCAUGUCUAUUCAAGGGUUUCUAAAUUAUUACGAUGCCUGUUCGGAGGGUCUGCGGGCCGCCAGCGACUUGCUUAGGUUUGGGGGACCGGGAGAUUCGUGUCACUCGCCGCCACACUCGCCUUACUGCUGGGCCAUGCUUCAACACUGCUACAAUGGCACCAACUACUUCACUGGAGAGACGGGCAUCCGGCUGGACUACAUCGCCCUGCACAAGAAGGGAGGAGGCUCCUCUUUGCCUAUCCUCCAGCAGGAGAUGCAGACCAUGGGAGAGAUCCAGGAGCGUUUCCCUCGGUUCCGCAGUCGGCCUGUGUACAAUGAUGAGGCCGAUCCGCUGGUGGGCUGGUCCCGGCCUCAAGAGUGGAGAGCGGAUGUCACCUAUGCCGCCAUGGCCGUCAAGGUGAUCAGCCAGCAUCAGGAUGUGCUGUCUGCAAACACAAGCAUCAACUAUACCCUGCUGAGCAACGAUAACGCCUUCCUCAGCUACCAUCCUCACCCCUUCACUCAGCGCACUCUGACCGCUCGCUUCCAGGUCAACAACACGCAGCCUCCUCAUGUGCAGCUCAUCAGGAAACCCAUCCUCACUGUCAUGGGCCUUCUGACUCUGCUCGGUGAGACGCAGGUCCUGGCACAAGUUUUGAACUCCUCUGGAGCCGACGAUGCUCACAAUGGACGUGUGGGAGUUCUCGCAAGUAGUCACCAGCCCGAAAUCCCCAGAGGGCCAGACAGCUGGCAGGCCGCCUUGCUGGUCUACAGCAGUGACGACAACCGCACGUCCACCAGCACGAAUGUUGUCACCGUGUCCCUGAAAGGACUGGAGCCGCACGCAGGUCUUGUCUAUGUCACGUAUCUGAUGGACAAUAACGUGAGUAACCCCUAUCAAGAAUGGCAGAACAUGGGAAGCCCCGUCUACCCCACAACAGACCAGUUCACAAAGCUCAGGAAUGUCCAGGACCCUCUUGUUGAUGGACCGCAACCGGUGCCUGCAGGUGACACUCUGACUUUGAAAGCAAGCCUGCAUAUUCCCUCUGUGCUGCUGAUACAUGUAUGUGCCCGACCCAAAACUGCUCCAAACCAGGUCAAUGGUUUGCGUUUUAUCAGGAUCACCAAAGGCCAAGUCCUCGUUAUCUGGUCUGAUGGCUGUGUUAGUUCCAAAUGCAUUCACACCUUUGAAGUUGAGCUCUCUGUAAAUCAGAAGGACUUCAGCAGGAUUAAUAGCCGCAACACCAUUUUUACAUCAUUCGUUUACUCACCCGCGGACCAGCAGGUGAGCGGCUGGUACAGAGUGCGAGCGGUGGACUACUGGGCCAGGCCUGGGAUGUACUCACUACCUGAGAAGUAUUCAGAGGAGCUUUAGAUGUCUCUCUCUCUUUCUCUCUCUCUGUCUCUCUCUUAGAAGACAUUCAUUUCAUCUGUUUACUUUAGCCCAUCCGUGCAGUAAUUUACAGACCUUGUUUGAAAUAUUAAUGGUUAGUCUUUUGUGGUUUGCUGUCAUUGUCUUAUAUUUUAUUUUUUGGAUAAAAUCAUUUUCAAAACACAA